Molecule: messenger RNA, 1653 nt
Organism: Anisakis simplex (herring worm)
Lineage: Eukaryota; Metazoa; Nematoda; Chromadorea; Rhabditida; Anisakidae
Source: the annotation of a GenBank genome assembly
AUGCCCGCAAAAACGAAAGCUGCCCCUUCUUCUGUUGCUGCUGCUAUGGCAAGGGCUCCUGCCGCAAAACUUUCAGCAUCUGGCAAAAGUGGUGCAUUCAAGGAUAAAGGCAAACCGGAAGGUGUUCGUAGCAGUAAUAUCGUGGCGGCUAAAGCUGUCGCAAAUGCGGUUCGAACAAGCUUGGGACCAAAAGGAAUGGAUAAAAUGAUUGAGACCGAUAAUGGAGAGGUGACUAUCACGAAUGAUGGUGCUACGAUCCUCAACAAAAUGAGUGUCGUCCAUCCAACGGCUAAAAUGUUGGUCGAACUGUCGAAAGCACAAGACGUAGAAGCGGGUGAUGGGACGACAACAGUGGUUGUUAUGGCUGGUGCGCUGUUGGAUGCUGCAGAAAAGUUACUGAAUAAAGGUAUCCAUCCCACGCAAAUCUCAGAAUCUUUCCAAAGAGCAGCAUCUGAAGCCGAAAAGAUUUUGGAGGCAAUGGCAAUGCCUGUUGAUGUGAACGAUGAUGAAGAGCUGAUUAAAAUUGCCACCACAAGUCUCUCUUCGAAGGUCGUCUCACAACAUUCUUGGCUGCUGGCACCGAUGGCUGUGAAAGCUAUUCAAAAGGUUGUUGAUCUGGAAAAAGAGUUCAACGUCGACUUACGAAUGAUCAAGGUUGUGAAGAAACUCGGCGAGACAGUCGAAGAAUCGCGUCUGGUCGAAGGCGCACUCAUCGACCAGAAGUCGAUGGGACGUGGUGGACCGACCCGCGUCGAGAAGGCUCAAAUUGGUCUCAUUCAGUUUCAACUUAGUCCACCGAAAACUGAUAUGGAAAAUCAGGUAAUCAUAACAGAUUAUUCACAAAUGGAUCGUGCACUUCGAGAGGAACGCACUUAUAUCCUGGAUCUUUGCAAACAGAUCAAGAAAGCCGGUUGUAAUGUGCUGUUGAUUCAGAAGAGUAUUUUGAGAGAUGCAGUCAACGAAAUGGCUCUGCAUUUCUUGGCGAAAAUGAAGAUCAUGGUAGUGAAAGAUAUCGAACGUGACGAUAUCGAGUUCUAUUCGCGUAUUCUCGGCUGUCGUCCGGUCGCUUCCGUUGAUCACUUCACGGCAGAAGCGCUCGGCUCUGCAGAUCUCGUUCAAGAAAUCCCAACGGGAGGCGAUGGACGUGUAAUCGAGGUGACGGGCGUUCAGAAUCCAGGACAUGCGGUAUCGAUUCUUUUACGAGGCUCCAACAAGCUUGUGCUAGAUGAGGCUGAACGUUCACUUCAUGAUGCGUUAUGUGUGCUGAGAUGCUUAGUGAAAAAACGACUUUUGAUAUCUGGUGGUGGUGCACCGGAAAUGGAAGUGGCCGUACAGUUGCGUAAUCUAGCACAAAGUAAACUUGGUGCAGAGCAAUAUUGCUGGAAGGGAUUUGCGGAUGCGAUGGAAUUGAUACCGUACACAUUGGCCGAGAAUGCAGGUCUGAGCCCGAUUAAGACGGUCACUGAGCUGCGUAAUCAACACGCUAAUGGUCACAAGAAUUUUGGUGUUAACGUUCGCAAAGGAAAUGUAACUGACAUUCGUGAGGAGAACGUUAUACAACCACUGUUGGUGACAGCAUCGGCUAUUAAGCAGUCUGCAGAAUGCGUUCGAUCAAUUCUCAAAAUUGAUGAUAUCGUAAUGGCGAUGCGUUGA